AUGAGGUUUCCUUGUUGCGGCGCAAUGCGCUGCUCGCCCACGACCAAAUCUGCAGCUCUCCGAAGCCAACAGCAUGUGUACACUCGCGUCGACUCACCACAUGUGUCGAUGCAUAUUCAUUCCUCAUCGGCUGCUAUGGCGGCAACCACGCGGAGCGCACGUUGUGCGGUCGAGAGUUCACUGGCGGCAGGAUCUGUCGCUACGGCACGGGCACUCAUCGUCUGUUCCGUCUAG
Molecule: messenger RNA, 234 nt
Organism: Heterobasidion irregulare TC 32-1
Lineage: Eukaryota; Fungi; Basidiomycota; Agaricomycetes; Russulales; Bondarzewiaceae
Exons: 2
Coding region: 1-234 (77 amino acids)
Source: RefSeq, a predicted model, not a curated record